UCACUUUUCUCUCCUCCCCGCUCUCUCUGCAUCUCUCUCUCUCUUUCAAAACAUACCUCCUCUCUUCAUUCCUCCGCCUCCCCUCCCUUCUGGAUCUCUGCCUAGCUACUGCUGUCCCUGUCCGUUCUCCUCCAUCCCUCCUUCAGCCACUCUGUGUUUCUCUCCUGGAUCCUCCCAUCUCUUCCUGUCUCCUCUGUGAAGCUGUCACUGUCUCGUGUGUGGAAACAUGUCAACCGUUCUGGAUGUGGAGCAGAAUGCGUGUACUGGAGAUGCAGUGGAGCAUGACAUUGAGACGCCCCACGGUGUGCUCCAUGUGACCAUGAGAGGCAGCCCUAAAGGCAACCGUCCCGUCAUUUUGACCUACCAUGACAUCGGCCUGAACCACAAGUCCUGCUUCAACACACUGUUCAACUUUGAGGACAUGAUGGAGAUCACUCAGCACUUCGCUGUGGUUCAUGUUGAUGCUCCUGGACAGCAGGAGGGAGGACCCCCAUUUCCUACAGGAUACCUGUAUCCUACCAUGGACGAGCUGGCAGAGAUGUUGCCCUCAGUCCUGACUCAGCUGAAGGUGAACAGUGUGAUUGGCAUUGGAGUGGGCGCAGGAGCGUACAUCUUAACCCGCUUCGCUCUGAUUCAUCCGUCGCUGGUUGAGGGGCUUGUUUUGAUCAAUGUGGACCCCUGCGCUGAGGGCUGGAUAGACUGGGCUGCUUCUAAGCUGACUGGAUGGACUAGCAAUCUUGUGGACAUUGUGAUGGCGCAUCACUUCAGCACUGAGGAACUGACUGACAACCAGGAGCUGAUCCAGACGUACCGCCUGCACAUCGCACAGGACAUCAACCAGGACAACCUGGCCCUCUUCUGCGGCUCAUACAACGCGCGUCAAGACCUCGGAAUCGAGAGGCCUAUUGCUGGUCUUAAUGAGAACAUAGUGAAGACACUGACAUGCCCUGCACUUCUGGUGGUUGGAGACACUUCCCCUGCGGUGGAGGCUGUGGUUGAAUGCAACUCAAGGUUAAAUCCGACAAAGACCACCUUGCUCAAGAUGGCUGAUUGUGGAGGUCUGCCUCAGGUUGUUCAGCCUGGAAAGCUGGCCGAAGCCUUCAAAUACUUUGUACAAGGAAUGGGCUACAUCCCUCAUGUUUUGCUCAGUCAUCUGAGCUGUGAAUCAGUACCUGCAGCCGGCAUGACCCGUCUGUCCAGAUCCCGUUCCUCAUCCUCCAGCAUCACCUCCACAGACGGAUCCCGCAACCGCAACCUCAACAGCCCACUGGACGGGCCCAAUUCUGGACCACAAACCAUGGAGGUGUCCUGCUAAAGCUCAAAUGUCCUCCUGCUACUGCUGUAUGAAUAGAGAGGCAGACAUGUGUGAUAUACUGAAGGUAUGCAUAGUGAAUAUAUAUAUAUAAAGAUGUUACUACACGCUAGCCACAUUUUCAGUCAUUAAAACGGAUCAAAUGAAAGAUUAAUAUAUAAAUAACAGUGAGGGUCUUCCAACUGGUUUGAGAUGCAUUUGAUUCACUUUGUUUUCAAUUAUUACAGUGAAACUCACUUAAAGGAAAACACACGCAUUAAAGAAAUAGCUUUUAUGUUUUACGCUGUGACCUGUGACCUUUCCUGUCUGCUUAACUUGCUUCAUGGUGUUAUAUUGUUUCUUUUUUUUGUCUUGUUUAAUAACCGUCUUUCAAGUCACUCCCCUGUUUAUCUUAUGAAUGUAAUUAAUAUUUAAGAGCUAACUUUUGUUGUAUUUAUAUUAAGAACUCUUAACAGGAUACUACUAAACACAUCAGCUAUUAGGAGAUAAACACUCGGGGUGGUCUUUAUUUUCAGUUUAAUUUGUACUUUUAAUAUUUUUAAAUAUGCAAAUCGAACGUAGCAUCUUUCUUUUGUACGUUUACCCCCUUACCAUUUUUUAACAUCAUUAUUAUUCCUAAUCGGAGCAUAAAUCAAUGUACACAUGGAAUGACAGCUUUCAUGGACAUGAAAUAGUGUCACUGUCCACUGGUUCUCAGUUAAUAAAUAAAGUUAUAUCAUGGAAAAAACA
This is a messenger RNA of Danio rerio (zebrafish), 2041 nucleotides long. The record is from RefSeq and is a predicted model, not a curated record. Lineage: Eukaryota; Metazoa; Chordata; Actinopteri; Cypriniformes; Danionidae.